AUGGCGGUGAUGACUCGGUACAAUCAAAAGGAACGAAAGACUGGAGGAAAUAGCUUACGGUUUAGCCUCACCGGGGAUCUUCCAUUCGUUCAUGGCCGGAGCUUCCUCGUUCACGGCUCCUCCCUAAGCGGGAAUGGCGGCUAUCGGACUCGGAGUGGCACUAACGCCUUAACAGAUGGCAAAGGGUGGUGGCUUCAUUCUUCAACGGUCGGGGCUCCUCCCCAGUUCGUUUCUGCGGCGAGCAGGUCGCGACGUUCUACGAUAGACGCAUCUCCACGCGAUAGCAACUGCAGCGACAGGCGGCUGGUUGAUCAUGACCCAUGCAGGCGAUGGAAGUCACGGCGGAACUGGAUAGUCGACAGCUUCCAAUGGCGGCAGCGACGUUGGCAGGAAGUCGGCGGUCGUUUGGCAGUCAUGGGUGACCGGAGGGUGAAAAAAACGGGUGGUGGCGGCUGA
This is a messenger RNA of Lactuca virosa, 456 nucleotides long. The record is from the annotation of a GenBank genome assembly. NCBI's taxonomy places the organism in Eukaryota, Viridiplantae, Streptophyta, Magnoliopsida, Asterales, Asteraceae.